GUGACUUUAUCUUAAAAUGAAUAAAUAUUUUUUAUUUGUUUGAAUCUGGUGACAUACAAAUUAAGGACAAUGUAGCCUACGACAUGCCGCCAAGCUAUGCCAACAGACCUGGCACUAUCCUCACCUAAUAUUAGGAAAGAUUAGUAGAGGUAAUAUUCGAACUCGCCACAUGCUUUAAAAAGCUUAGCCUAGGGUUUACUAAAUUCCUAAAUGACCAUAGCCAUUUUUAUUGACGUGCCAAUUAUGACUUAAUAAUCUUAAAAACGACAUACGAUUCUAUAUUAUGGAAGUUAUUUCUAAAGAUUCUUGCCGCACUAUUAAGAUUGCCAAGUCGGUUUGAAAAUGCUGUUAGGCUAGAAGAAGCGCCGCGGUCUAUUAUAGACUUUUUUUUUUUUUUUAAAUAUAUUUUCAAAAAUAAUACUUGUAGGCACUAGACUAUAAUAGCAGCCUACUUUUGUGAGCACUUAGUUGAUUCAUAUUGCUAAGGGGCCAAAAUAACUGUUCCGAAAACUAAAUAUGAUGCUGAUAGUUUAAAUAAAAUGUAUGUCAUAUAAAAUUAUACAUUUACUAGCCUUCUUGGUGACCCUCCGUCAUUAUCUUAAACACUGAAAUCGUGUUUAUUGAUGUAGCCUAAGCUAUGUUCAGUUUCAUUCAUGGACAUUUAGUUUACGGCCGGAAAUUAGAUAUUAUAUGGUUUGGCAAAGGUAGAUUAUAGGCUGCUAAAACGGGCACCAGUUCUUGGAUUGUGACACCAGGACAGUGCGCUGACUUGGGUAAUGGACCUGUCAGUAACCCAUGUAAAUGCCCUUCACUGCCAAAAUGGAUGAUUCUAUGGUCAAACUAUAUUGCUGCUUUAGAUAUCAAAACCACAGCAAGUAUAAUUUGAAAUAAUCAUAUAUACUACUACUAAUAAUAAUUAUCAUUAUUAUCAUCAUCAUCAUAUGAUAAUACAACUAUGUGUUCUAGACUACUCUUGGAGUUGUGAGCAUUGUAAUGUGUCCUAUUUUAAAAUAAAAUGAAAAACAGACUUCCACUCUUCAAAUUCAGAGACAGGGCCUCAUCCAGCAGAGCAACCCGGUCGAGUGGAAGCCACCAAAGGCAAUGUGCUUUACCACCGAGAGUCUAAUAAGUCUUCCAGCCUUUACUUAUGGUCGCAAGUCCACUUAAUGAGACCGACGAGGAGAGCGAGAGAGAGGGAGAGUUUGGUUUCAAUAGAUCAAAGAGCGCUGCCGCUGAAUGGAGUCAUUUGCAAUUAGAAGAAUAAUUAGCAUUUCCUGGUCCUGCAUUGCUAAUCAGAGUCGGAGGUGAUAUGUUUAUGUCUUCAUGCAAUCAGACGGCCAGUUGGAGUGCCCGCGCCCCCGGGACUCAAUAGGGGCUAAUCAUCAUCACUUGGAAUUGGCAUUUAAACGGCAAAAUGAUCUCCGAUCAAAUUAACACUUGGGGGAAAGCGCACUGAGAAGAUAGGAAAAUGUUUUUUCACUCCAGCAAAUGUUGAUUUGUUCAAAAUGGUAGUGUGGGGGGGGCAGUCAACAGUAAGCUAUUUGAUGGUCAGUACAAUAUAGUCCUGAUUUUUAAUUAGAACGAUAAUUGCGCCAUGAAGUUGAACUUUAGCGCAUUUAAUAGAGUUGACUAAUCUCAUUUGAAUAUGAUCAGAUGAUCCUCUCUGGGUUAAAUUGAAUUCGAGAUAAAAGCUUCACAAUACCAAAUUUAGUGGCACUGCUCCUGAAAUGCUAUUGACCCCUUUCCCCUGUCCUUCAUUCAAAUCCAAUUUUCACCAGAACAUUUCUCUCCGGGGAAUAGUUGUUGUAGCACUUCUCCUAGGCCAAAUUCAUUGUUUUUAUCUCUAAAGAAUAGAACAGCCUUUCUCUCACAAGUGGGGCAAAACAUCUGCCUCUCCAGCCCUCCCGACUCCGUUGCCAUCAGUCCCCUGAAUUCAAACAAAGCCGUCGUUGUUUUAUGUCUUGCCUUGAAUCCAAAGUAAUUACUUAUCAUCAAUCAAAAUUAAUAAUAGUUGAUUGGGUUGGUGUGGUCAACGAUUACAGAGGGGGAAGGUCUAAAGCAGUCUCUCACACCGUUUCCAGUCAAUGUGGACUGAGAGAAAGAGGGGGCUCGACCCAUCUAUUUGGUAUCCACUGGGAAACUACCGCCUCUCAAGGCGGCCAAAAAAGUCAGAAGCUGAAUAAGGAAAUGAAGCGUAAUUUGAGGAAGAUGGAUGAGUCCCGAGGGCAACACCCCCCUCUAUCCUCUUCUAUUGCAGAUGAUAAGCACUGUUCGUUUAUGUGUGAGUGUGUGUGAGAGAGAGGGAGAGGUGGGACAUAGAGAUUGCACGAGAGAGAGAGGGAGAGAAAGAGAGAGAGACUGUGUUUAUGUCUCAGUUUGUGACAAAUAGGGGAAGAGGGACUGAGCUGAAACAAAAAAAGCGUCAGGUCACAGUCAGCAGAGAGGAGGGGACGACGAAAAACUGCUCACCACGGUCACUGUGGAUAAUACAAUCCGCGAGAGCUGCGAGACUUCUAGCUACCGGAGGAGUGAUUUUCCUCCGUUUUUCUUCGAGAAGUUUCACUUGGAAUUUAAAUCGCGAGUGGACAGAAUUUGCCUCAGAAUGCAGCGACCGAGCGGACAAGGGACGGCGUUUUCAAUUGACUCGUUGAUUGGGACCCCGCAACCAAGGCCGGGGCACCUGCUCUACACCGGCUAUCCCAUGUUUAUGCCGUAUCGACCACUGAUGAUUCCGCAAGCCCUCUCUCAUUCGCCUUUACCGUCCGGUAUUCCUCCGUUGGCUCCUUUGGCGUCGUUCGCGGGACGACUCACGAAUACUUUCUGUGCAAGUUUGGGACAGGGAAUGCCUUCUAUGGUGGCGCUAACAACAACGCUGCCGAGUUUUUCGGAACCACCGGACAGUUUUUAUCCCCCACAGGAGAUGCCUGGACCUCGAUUAAGUACUGAUCCAACUAUUAGGAGACAGGAAAGCCCGCACUCCGAGGAUCUGCACGCCAGAGAGAAAGCCUCGGAACUUCUCAACUUCUCAGAAACUUUCCAAACUAUUACAGGUGAGACCAAACUGUACAGUUCGGACGAGGAGAAGCUGGAUCUAAAGUCAGCGGAUGCGGCAUGUAGUGAUCGAGAGGACAGCUCCGGAGACAGUGAGAACGAAAGUUUCUCGGAUGGGAACAACUGUGGGUCGUUAUCCCAAAAGAGCAAACUCAAGCCCGGCUCUCAGGACUCCUUACCACCGGGAAGUUCUGCUGGCAAAAGCAGACGGAGACGAACAGCUUUCACCAGCGAACAGUUGCUUGAACUAGAGAAGGAGUUCCACUGUAAAAAGUACCUAUCUCUCACGGAGCGCUCGCAAAUCGCACACGCACUUAAAUUGAGCGAGGUCCAGGUAAAAAUCUGGUUUCAGAAUCGCCGGGCCAAAUGGAAAAGGAUCAAAGCCGGCAACGUCAACAAUCGGUCAGGGGAGCCGGUGAGGAACCCCAAAAUUGUUGUUCCAAUUCCAGUUCAUGUCAACAGGUUUGCCGUCAGGAGCCAGCACCAACAAAUAGAGCAAGGCAGUAGGCCCUGAGUCGGCGCUUUGAUAGAACAGAGACACUGGACUGCUAAUGUUAAAUGCAUGAAGCACAAAAGCAAGGAUUCCACAAGAGUAUCUGGGACAGAUAUCGUUUUACUGUAGCAUAUGGUCUUUAUACAAAUAGAUGUUUUGAACAAGACUGUAUAUUUUCUUUUCCAAA
Molecule: messenger RNA, 3731 nt
Organism: Alosa sapidissima (American shad)
Lineage: Eukaryota; Metazoa; Chordata; Actinopteri; Clupeiformes; Clupeidae
Gene: gbx1
Product: gastrulation brain homeobox 1
Exons: 2
Coding region: 2603-3565 (320 amino acids)
Biological process (GO): regulation of nervous system development; regulation of transcription by RNA polymerase II
Cellular component (GO): nucleus
Molecular function (GO): RNA polymerase II transcription regulatory region sequence-specific DNA binding; DNA-binding transcription factor activity, RNA polymerase II-specific
Source: RefSeq, a predicted model, not a curated record